Atta colombica is the source of this 6099-nucleotide messenger RNA. Its product is annotated as proteasome-associated protein ECM29 homolog. The record is from RefSeq and is a predicted model, not a curated record. The coding region runs from base 642 to 5933 and encodes 1763 amino acids. Gene Ontology annotation, biological process: proteasome assembly. Gene Ontology annotation, molecular function: protein binding; molecular adaptor activity. The transcript is spliced from 28 exons. Lineage: Eukaryota; Metazoa; Arthropoda; Insecta; Hymenoptera; Formicidae. Gene Ontology annotation, cellular component: cytoplasm; nucleus.
CAAAUCCGUGAUCGCCAGAAUCUUUUUUCUAGCGUUUUCCGAUCACGUUCAUGAAGACAAGCAAGAUUUUAGCUUUGAUGGAAGAUCGACGAGGAUUAUUAUUUCUCUUGAGAGCUCGGACUGUUAAAUGCUUCAAAAUAUGAAAAUCAUUUCGCACAUUUCUGAUGCUUAUUUAUCAAGAAUUGCCAAGAAUCAAUUUUUUGCACAACGCACAUUCUCCAACAUCUAAUAAAAAUUCGUGAUUAGUUUUAGCGUUAUUCGACGGAUGCGACUGUCGUACGAAAAAAAGGAAAUCAAAGGGAAUACCGUGAACGAUAUCGCGAAGUGUCGCUCAUUCGCCUCUUCUUUCCUAACCUCAUAAUCAGUCCGAAAUUUAUAGCGCCCCCAAGUAAAACGACGUCGAAGUCGCGAGAAGGGUGCGAUACACGCGGCGCGUCGUGUGCUACACGACGAUCGACGUUUACGGUCACGUCGACGAGAAAAAAAAAGAAGUACAAGAAGGAAAAGAGGAAGAAGAGUCGCAGAUCUAACGAUUCUGACAUUGAGCUUCCAUCGUUUCGUUAUCGAAUCGCACGUGGCUCCAAGGACGGCAACUCCUCGCCGUCCGGAUUCGCUUUCUCCUCUUUACAGACUUUUUCAAAAUGGCAGCGGCUACGGACGAGCUGAUUUUACUCGAGCGAGUGUUCCUCCGUUUGGGUUCUGCUGAGACAGAUGAGCAGUUACAAGCGUCAGUUUGCAAAUUUUUACCUCCUGUGCUGCUCAAGUUGUCUAGUGGUCAGGAAGGCGUCAGGAAGAAAGUGAUGGAACUAUUGAUCCAUAUAAACAAAAGAAUAAAGAGCAGACCCCAAGUUCAAUUGCCUGUUGAAGCUUUACUCUUACAAUAUCAAGAUCCAUCAGCUAGUUCGUUUGUGAUUAACUUUACAAUAAUAUAUAUAAAGUUAGGAUAUCCUCGAAUGGAGUUGAACAAGCAAGCAGAAUUAGUUCCAAGUGUAUUAAAUGCUAUUGAGGGAAAACCAUUGUCUCAUCAAGACAGCUUAAUGUUGAUCAUAAUGCCAGCAUUAGGACAUAUCAACAUACCAGCAGAUCCUGAUAAACGGGCCUCUCUCUUAGGUUUGCAAGACAAACCUUACGUGGCGAAACAGCUCAUAAAUUUUAUGCUCGACAUAUUAUUAUUGCCAUAUGGAUCUGUGGGACAAACGGAAAAUCAACAGGGUUCAGGUCAGACUAUUGAUUGGUCUCAGUUCACUGUACCGCCGGGCUUAAGCGACUACGCGUUCAAAAGAGUAAUAGGCGAGAGUCCACCUACAGCCGAGCAACUCGAGCAAAUAAAGUUGGGCAUCGUUAAGUUCCUCGCUGGUGGAUUUUUCCCGGAUACAGAUAUUUUGAUACACUUAAUCGUAGCGGCUGCGGAUACCAGAUUCAGCAUCGCUAAUAUGGCGGAUUUAGAAUUGAAAAAAAUGAUUGGCACAUUGGAUUGGUCUUCGAUGCAAUUAGCAGCUCCGCUUUAUACAUUAUUCUUGGGUACCGAUGCAUUAGCCACGCAAAAAGAGGUAAAACCCGAAAUGAAACGGCUACCUGCAAGCACACGAAUUCGUCUCAAGCUUUUGCAAUAUCUUUGUCGAGUGACUAAAGCGGGAUUCAUUAUACCACCGUGUAUUCAGGUUAUUUUUGAUUCACUCUAUGGAAAAAAUACGAAUGCAAAGUUGAAAUCAUUGGCGCUGCAAUUUACAUCAAAUAUUGUCCAGCACUGCAGUCUGGUACCAUUAACUCGUGUCGCUGGAGUAAUCUUGAAUGGCAUGAUAAAAUUGAUCUCCGAAGGCGAUGACAUGCAUAAACCGAUGGCUUAUACAGUUAUUGGACAACUUGGUCAAAGAAUACCAUCUCUGAUAAAUAAAGAUUUAAGUUUGUUACACAACUUAUUUGACACGCUUGUUUCUGUAAGAGUUCUAGACGCAUUGAUUUGCGUAACAUCUGCGUUUGUGCUAAAUAAAGAGGAUGAGAGCAAUAUAGCUCUGAUGAAUGCUCUAUUGUCGGUACACAUUGAAUCACCAGAAUCGAGCGUAAGAUUUGUGGCAAUGCAUUAUGCCGCAACCGUGUUUCCACCCGAUGACGCUCCAUCUCGGUAUCUCUUGUUAUUAGCGUGUGGUGACAAUAAACAUGAGAUUAGUACAGAAGCCAUGAAAGCGCUUUAUGGCGUUGUGCAUAAAAACGAGGACGAUCAACAAAUUAGCAGUAAGAUAAUGUUACCUGAGUUUGUAAAACUAGUAAGUUAUAUUUAUUCGAAGAUGCAGUCGAGAAUGCCUGCCGCGAGUAGCGGCAGAAACACGGACAAGCAUGUACUCCCGUAUAGUAUCGUUACAUUUUCCGAAAUUAUUUCUUAUUUUCGCAUUUGCCUCGCUAGAAGUGCUAAUAUUCCCGCGCGAAAUGAACCAUUACAGCAUCCAUGCGAACAUACGCCUCUGAUUGGACGUUACUUGGAGAAAUUAUACAAAGAUCAACCAGAGAUAUUAAAUAAUUAUCUCGACAUGAUUUUACUUUUAAGUCAUUCUUCCGCAGAUCAAAUUUCCUUGAAUGCAUUAUUGGAAGUAUUUGGAUCCGUUCCACAUUAUAUAAUAAAAUCAUAUGAGAAGGAACUGCCGUGGCUGUGUUCUUUGCUCACGUCUGCUAAACACGACGUACGACAACUAGCUGCGAAGAUAUACGCCGUUAUUACUGGAUACUUACCGAGAAAUGAAUUUGAGAAAUAUGUUUCGAGUAUUAUGAACAUUAUGAAUAGAAAAAAUUUGGAAGCACAACAUGGUGCAUUAAUGGCAUUGACUUAUAUGAUGGAAAGAAAUUUAAUACAACAACGAAAUGGAAAUAAAGAGGAUUUGUGCAAUUGGACGACUUACAAUGAUAUUGUGAAAGCAAUAUGUACAUAUCUUCGUGAUAACGCGAUAUUAUUGAUGGAUGCAGCUAUUCAAGCAAUUGGUAUCUUAGGUAAAGCAUAUUCUCUACCUUUACCAGCAGAAGGUGAUAAUGAAUUGAAUAAGAAAGCGAUAGUAGAAACACUCUUUUCCGUAUUAUCUAAUGCUAAAUUGAAUACUAAGAUGAAAGAAAAAGCUGCGCUUUCAUUGGGAUAUCUGUGUGUUGGCGAAUGUUUUCCACAUACCGUGGAUAUCGCUAAUAAAAUCAUAGCGACUGUCAAAGAGGUGCAUAAAUAUAGUGAUGAAUUAUUAGUACAUGUGCUGAAUGAAUUAUUUAAUAUAUACAAAGUGCCUCAUCCAAACUCACGACAGGCAGUAUGUGUAUGGCUAUUCGCACUUCUAAAAUACAACGUUCAACGAGAAUGUAUUAAGGAAAGAUUGUCCACAAUUCAUCAUGCAUUUAUAGAUUUUCUUUCAGAUGACAGUGAUAUAGUGCAAGACAUUGCUUCGAAAGGUCUUAGUUUAGUACACAUUAACAGCAAACAAGAAGAACGCGAGGCUUUAGUGUCCAAUAUAUUAGAUCAGUUUACACAGGGUCGUAGAACAGUGCAACAAGUUACUGCCGAUACUAAGUUAUUUGAAGAAGGUCAACUAGGAAAGAGCCCAUCUGGUGGCAACUUGUCUACUUAUCGAGAAAUCUGUUCUCUCGCGACAGAAUUGCAGAAGCCUGAGCUUGUAUAUUAUUUCAUGCAUCUGGCAAAUCAUAAUGCGAUAUGGACAUCUAAAAAGGGAGCUGCUUUCGGUUUUGCAGCAAUUGCCAAUAUCGCGAGAGACGAACUGAAUAAAUAUUUACCCAAUAUUAUUCCGCGAUUAUAUAGGUAUCAGUUCGAUCCAACGCCAAAGAUCCAGCAGAGUAUGGUCAGCAUUUGGCGAGCUGUCGUUCCUUCUACCUCGAAAGCCAUCGAACAGUAUCAUAAAGAAAUAUUGACUGAUGUAACUAAUAAUUUAACGAAUAAUGAAUGGAGGGUACGUAUCAGUUGUUGUAAUGCUCUCGCAGAUCUUUUAAGGAGUAAUGUUCAAUUCGACUUUGCCGAAUGCGGCCCAGAACUCUGGAAGAAACUAUUUCGCGUAAUGGACGAUAUUCACGAAGGCACGCGAUUAGCCGCGACGAACGCCACUAAAAUACUUAGUAAGGUUUGCAUACGUCAUUGUGAUUCAUCGCAUGGUAACGCGGGAAAAGAAGUUAUUCAAGCAAUAUUGCCCGUGUUACUCGAUAUUGGUAUUGCUCAUGUCGUGGAUGCGGUAAGAUCUAUAUCAUUGCAAACGGUAUCUCAACUUGUAUCUACAGCCGGCAUUCUAUUAAAACCAUCACUCGUCAAUUUGAUACCGUCGUUAUUGGAAACGAUUGGUGAGUCGGAGAAUCCUAAGCUUUCAUAUUUGAGUAAUGUGUGCGGCGCAACGACGGAGACUCAGGAAGCGAUCGAUAAUCUUAGAGCGAAUGUUGCGAGAAGUCAUUAUGCGUCGGAUACGAUAACAAAGUGUAUCCAAUAUAUCGAUGUGGAUGUAUUAAAAGAAUUAAUGCCAAAAGUAAUAGAUUUAAUCAAGUUCAGCGUAGGAUUUGGAACAAAAAUUGCUUGUUCACAUUUCUUGAUUCUUCUUAGCACGCAUCUGAAAAUAGAGUUGCAGCCAUACAGUGCUAAGAUACUAUCCGCUUUGCUCAAUGGUUUGUUGGAUCGUAAUACUGCUGUGAGAAAAAAUAAUGCGAUUAGCAUUGGACACAUAGUAGGCUCCGCUAAAGAUUCUAGUCUGGAUAAAUUAUUUAAUACCUUGAAUACGUGGUAUUUGGAACGCGAAGAUGAUGCAAUAAGAUUAGCGAUUGGGCAAGCUUUGCAAUCUAUAAAUAAUUACAAUCAGGAGAAAUUAAAGAAUUAUCAAAAAAUAGUUAUUCCUCUUGCUUUCUUUGCUAUGCACGCAGAAAAGGUACCAGGAAACGAAAGCACCGUUGAAUUAUGGACUGAUUUUUGGAACGAAAUAACUCCCGGGACCGAGGCAGGAAUUAUGCAAAACCUGCCAGCAAUAACCAAUAUUUUACAUACAACUUUAAAAUCAGCAUCAUGGACUACGAAAGUGCAAGCGGCAAAUGCAGUUCAUACCAUUGCCUUAAAGUCAGGUCAUAAUAUUGAUACAGAUGACAGGAAUACCUUAUUAAAGAUAUUGAUCAAUGGUUUGCAUGGUAGAACGUGGAAUGGAAAAGAACGUCUAUUGAACGCUCUCGCUAUGUUAGCAUGCAAUAGCAAAGAAGCCUUAAACGCAGAUACUGCGUUAUUAGAUACAGUUGUAGUAACAUUACAUAGGGAAAGUAAGAAAGAGAAUGCUGAAUAUCGUCGACACGCGUUACAAGCGUUUGCUAUGGUUUUGCAUGAACUCGAUAUUGAUAGGUUUACGGAAACAUAUGAAAUUGUACAAGAAAUACUGAUUAAGGUAUCUGAUAAAAAUAAUGACGAGGAGGACACUGCGGAAGAAAAUAGGAAGAAAAAAGAAAAUAAUAUAAAGUUGCAAGAAACAAUUUACGAGGUACUUGGGAAAGCAUGGCCUUCCAUCAAAGAGACUCAAGAUAAAUAUUGCAUAGAAUUCGUGACUCACUGUCAGAAAGUACUGCCAAAUAGUACAAGGUCUGUUCAAGUUACUAUUUUGACAGCAUUAAAUCUCUUUGUGGAUAGACUUGUCUUAUUAAAAAUAAACAAAACGGAAAUGUCAUUAAAAGACAAAAAACUAUUAGAUCACAUAGGUGAUAGUCUCAAUAAAAUAUUAUCAUAUUGUAUAAAUAUUUCGAAAUUCACCAAAAUUAGAAAAGAAGCAUUAAAUAUAGUUCUUUCAUUAGCAAGAAAAAUGCGUGAGACACAUAAUGAUGAACAACUUGAUAAAAUGACACGGCUUUUGAAAGAACUCUUACCCGAUCUAACGAAGGAUAACCAACCAGAAAUACGAACCAGAGUAACUGAUAUUAAAGAAAUGCUUAAAAUUUAACUAGCACGUACAUAUAUUAAGUAUGUACAUGGUAUUCCAGCUCGAAUUUAUCCUUCGCACACGUUGAUGUAUAUUGCAUACUAUCGGCGAUCUCGAACUAUAACAAAAGAUUGAUAACUAUGGUUGCGUGUUUAUUUAAUAUGUUAAAUGUAGAUGUGCCUAAUUA